Messenger RNA from Staurois parvus, 383 nucleotides. The record is from the annotation of a GenBank genome assembly. Lineage: Eukaryota; Metazoa; Chordata; Amphibia; Anura; Ranidae.
UCUGAUUGUGUAUGUGCGCAAAGAUCAGCCUGGCUGGAUGGAAUUUGUUUGAUUUUUUUUUUUUUUUUUGCAUCAUCUGUUGAAAAGGGAAUAUUUGGUAUACCGGGGGGGCAGGGGCGGACUGACAAUUUUGACAAUUCGAGCACUGCCCGAGGGCCCGGGUCAGCAGUGGGCCCCAUAAAAUGCCCCUGGUACCUUUUUAUAGGCUUUUUUGGGUGUGUUUUGAGUGUGGGCAAGGAAACAGGGGCCCCAUGAUCCCCAAUUGCCCAGGGGCCUCAUGAGUUGUCAGUCUGCCCCCGAUUACCCCCUAUCCCACCCGGUGGCCCCUUAACUGUGACUUAGCACCGGGAGGCAAGGUGGACUUUCCAGUCCCGUGACCAUUC